This is a messenger RNA of Melospiza melodia melodia, 2860 nucleotides long. Its product is annotated as neuropeptide FF receptor 2-like. Gene Ontology annotation, molecular function: neuropeptide receptor activity; opioid receptor binding; peptide binding. Gene Ontology annotation, biological process: cellular response to hormone stimulus; regulation of adenylate cyclase activity; G protein-coupled receptor signaling pathway. Gene Ontology annotation, cellular component: plasma membrane. The record is from RefSeq and is a predicted model, not a curated record. Lineage: Eukaryota; Metazoa; Chordata; Aves; Passeriformes; Passerellidae.
ACAGCCCCCCUUGGGCUGCCCGGGGUGGGCCGGGCUGGGAUAAGGAGCAGUUUGGGAUGGGGAUGGCAGCAGGUGCCGCUGAGCCUCUGCCUUUGGGGUUCCAGCCCCCGUGUUGCAGGAGGGCCUGGGCUGGGAGCUGGAGCGCUCUGCAGAGCUCCAGAAUUUGGGAAAGAAGAUCCUGGGGCUGUUUGUUUUGUUUUGAUUUUUCUCAGUGAUUAAGACAAGUUUUAUUUUGCUCAUUUUAUGACAAGACAUCAUUUUAUUUUGCUCUUCUAUCAGUAGCAGGUACCUCCAGUAGGAGGAAAGUGUCUGGAGCUUGAAGUAGCUCAUGUUAGCAUUUAAAUCUGAACUUGCCAGGGGCUGCAAAGUCUGAAAUGCAGUGAGAUCAGUUUGGGGUGUUUUGCUGGGAAAAGGGGUGUAAACAAGUGUAACUCUGAGCAUUUCCUGAGGCUGGUAGGUAAGAUGGCACCUCAUCCCAAAAGAACAGAUCUGUGCUGCUGGUUUUUUUUUCCAAAAGAAAAUCCUACCAAGAAAAACUUCCUUGCAUUCCUUGCUGUUUGGACUGCUGUGGGUUGCAGCUGUCAUUUACUGAGCAGAAUUGGCUUCAAUUGGAGUCAAACCAGGAGGUUUCCCAGGUAACCUCUCAGCGUGUCAAGUUCCUGACAUCAAUCAGAGGUACCUAUCCAUGUUAUCCAGACCAAACCCCAGCACUCACUGCUGAACUGCUGGAGCAUCUCUACAGGGAAAAAGCUGUGGCCAGUCCAGAUAUUCUGUGGGGUCCCUGCCCAGUUUCCAGUGAUGGAUGGGAAACUGCUACUUGGAGACUGGAUCCCAGGAGAACUUGAGUAAUUUCCUACUGAAAGCUUUUAAAAGAGGGACUUGCUUCCAAGCUCCUUUGUCUCAGCUGGAAACCUACCGGGAUAUUUGGGCUUAUUUGGAGAUGAACCACUCUGAAGUGUGUCAUAUAAAAUAUGAUGGAAAUAUUGAUGGAUGAAAAAGUUAAAUACUUAAAGACCUCAGAGGAUCCUGUGAGGGUAUUUCACACAUAAAAAUGAAGAUAUCAAGAUGACAAGCCCAGCAGGUUGUGCACAGGGGUGAGGCAGUGGUGGCUGCUCCAGGGGAUUUCUUCCACGUGCCCAACAUAAAAAUAAUGGCAUCACUUCAUAAUGGCUUGCAACUGCUGCUCUAAUGAGGGAAAACUGAAUUUCUCUGCCCAGAGUGUGAUAAGGGACAGCCCUGUCAUGGCAUGACCAAGAACUUCUGCCUCAGAUCAUCAGAGACCCCUGGAAAAGGCAAACUCCAGCAGGGCACAUUAGAACACAAGGAGAAGAAUGGACUCAAACUCCUCAUUGGAUUGGCCUCACUUGGAUUUGCUGGAUUACAACAGGACGUACAAGUACCUUUACCUGGAAGUCUCCUACGUGGACUUCUACCUCCACCAGCCUUGGGUGGCUGCUGUCUUCAUCACUUCCUACCUGCUCAUCUUCCUCCUGUGCCGUAGGGGCAACGGGGGGGUUUGUUUCAUCGUGCUGUGGAGCAGGCACAUGCGCACGGUCACCAACCUGUUCAUCCUGAACCUGGCCGUCAGUGACUUGCUGGUGGGGCUCUUCUGCAUGCCCACCAUCCUCCUGGACAACAUCAUAGCAGGGUGGCCCUUUGGGAGCCUGGUGUGCAAGAUGAGCGGGAUGGUCCAAGGCAUCUCAGUUUCUGCCUCUGUCUUCACCCUGGUUGCUAUCGCCAUGGACAGGUUCCGGUGCAUCGUGCACCCCUUCAAGCCGAAGCUGACUGUCCCCGCCGCCACCAUCGCGGUGAUCUGGGCGCUGGCCGUGGCCAUCAUGUGUCCCUCGGCGGCGCUGCUGCGGCUGCGGCAGGAGAAGCGCUUCCAGCUGCUCCUGGGCACGGGCAACGCCACCCGCCCGGUGUUCUGGUGCCGGGAGGAGUGGCCCGAGCCGGCCAUGAGGAAGGCCUACACCACGGUGCUCUUUGCCAACAUCUACCUGGCUCUGCUGGCGCUCAUCGCACUCAUGUACUACGCCAGGAUCGGCGUUUCCCUAUGCCACGCCACCAUGCCGGGGAAGCGCGGCCGGGAGCAGCGGCGCGGAGCGUGGAGGAGGAAGCGGAAAGCCAUCCACAUGCUGGUCCUCGUCACCCUGCUCUUCGCCCUGUCCUGGCUUCCCCUGUGGAGCCUGAUGGUGCUGUCGGACUACGGCAGCCUGUCGGACGUGCAGCUGCGGCUGAUCAAUGUGUACAUCUCUCCCCUGGCUCACUGGCUGGCCUUCUCCAACAGCAGCGUCAACCCCAUCAUCUACGGCUUCUGCAACCGGAGCUUCCGCCGUGGCUUCCAGGCCGCGCUCUGGCUCCAGCUCUGCUCCAGGCCCGCCUCGGCCCAGCCAGCCCCGGGCCAGGCCGCCCUGCCUGCUGCCCCCUGCCCGCCGGCCCAGGAUCCCCCUCCCCACACAGCCAAGGGAGGAAACUGGGUCAAUAAGCAGCAGGAUUUGCUCAUGGAGGAGCUCGAAGAGAAUGGGAUGGAGUGAAAGGUGCUGCGAUUCUGAGAAUCUCUCUGUUCCCCAUGGAACAGGGCUGCUUGAACCCUGUUUGUGGUCAUAUUUCAUUCCUGUGAGGAAUCCCUCAUGGAUUCCCCUCAUGGACUGAAAUACUGCAGACCCAGGCUGGUACCCAGCCACUCCUGGAUUAUCUCAUGGUUUUGCUUCUUCCUGGACAUUGUGAAUGCUGGGUCCUGCUCAAAUGACAAAAUUUAGCAUUUUCCGUCACAUUCCAUUUAUUCCCCUUGGUUGCUGUUAUUUCUGUCACGUCCAUUAUUAUUGCAGCUAGAGAAACAAGUGGAAAUGGAAAUUUGAGA